ACACCGGGCGCGGGGCGCUCCUCGUCAGCAGGGUCCCGGCGCGGGAACGCGAGACGUCUUCCAGAAGAGCCGCUUCGCACCCCGCGGCGCCCCUCACUUCCGGUUUAUAAUCGCAGGGCGUCAGGCCGGGCGGCGCUGCCGCGGGCGCCUCUUUCAAACUGCUUUCCCUGCACCGUAUGGGCCCAGUCCCGCGUCCCGCUACGUGCAGAAGUUGCCCAUGAUCGGCCGUACUGGCCGCCCGGCCCGCCGCUGGGCGCUCUCAGAUUAUUCGCUGUACCUGCCGCUGUGAGGCUGCUAAGCCUCCGAGAAUAAACCCGCACCUGGAAGUGACGUGUCUGUGCUCGUGGGCGGGGCUUGGGCGGUUGGCUUCCUGGUGGCCUGGGCGCCAUGGCGCUGCCCUGGUUGCAGCGACUUGAGCUCGUGCUCUUCACGGCCGCCUUCCUGUGCGGGGCUCUGGCGGUCGCGGCGCUGACCCGGACCCAGGCCUCCUUCGGUGGUAGCUGUCCCUUGUAUGGUGCGGUUGCACUCAAUGGCACCUAUCUGGCCUUGUCACAUCCCUCAGCCUCUUCCCUCUGCUACUUUGUGGCAGGGGCUUCAGGCAUCCUGGCGCUCUACUGCCUUCUCCUCCUCUUCUUCUGGGUCUACAGCAGCUGCAUCGAGGACUCCCAGAGAGGUUCUAUAGGGCUCCGAAUUGCUUUGGUCAUCUCAGCUAUAGCCAUCUUCCUGAUUUUAGUGUCUGCCUGUAUACUUCGAUUUGGCACCAAUUCUUUCUGCAAUUCCAUCAUCUCCUUGAAUCGUACAAUUAGCUGCUCUGAAGCCCAGAAAAUCUCAUGGAAACCUCCAGGAACUGCUGUGCAGUUUUACUCCAACCUACACAAUGCUGAAACCUCUUCUUGGGUGAAUCUGAUAUUGUGGUGUCUGGCCUUGAUGCUCCAGGUCAUGCAGUGCAAGUUUCAGGCGACACCAUACCAGCCCCAGGAGAGGGGUGACCCAGAGUGGAGCUCUGAGACUGAUGCUCUUGUUGGGCAACGCCAGUCUCACUCCUGAAGAAUAUCAAGAGUGCUUUCUGCAACCAGAACCUCCAAGCCCAACUGCUUUUAAUCUUCUUGUCUCUGUACAGCCCUGUUUAUAUUGGAAACCUCAGUUUUCCCUCCAGGAGGGAAACAUUCGAAUAGGCCACUUCUGCUUUUUCUCCUUAACUUUUUUGUACCAAAAUAAUAUAUUACUUUUCUUCAUCA
Molecule: messenger RNA, 1238 nt
Organism: Rattus rattus (black rat)
Lineage: Eukaryota; Metazoa; Chordata; Mammalia; Rodentia; Muridae
Gene: Tmem179b
Product: transmembrane protein 179B
Exons: 5
Coding region: 388-1047 (219 amino acids)
Source: RefSeq, a predicted model, not a curated record